GCAGGUGAAGAAAUAAGGCGCUAUUAGUUCCUCAAACACCGUAAGCCCGAAUGCCACGGAGAGGAGAGCGAAGCCGGCUAAAGGAAACAAAAGGGUUUGUUCCUCGAAGGCUCUCCCUGCCCCCGCAGCUCUCCCGCCGGAGCCCCGCGUUGGCUCCUACGUGGACGGUGGCAGCUGACCGUCCUCUGCAGCGGUAGAGGAGCGCGGAUGGCGCUCGGGAGCAACGGCAGCCCCGAGGUCGUCGCCCCAGGAGACGGCAGACACGGCGCGCGUUGUCCCAGCUGCUGAAGUGAAAAAACAACGACCGGCAGGAAGAGGAGAAAGCAGGGGAGGGGUCCGCGCCGCUAAGCGAGGCGGCGGGAGACGGAGCGGCGGCGACCCAAAGGGACGGCAGUGACGCCUUCCCAACCGCGGCGCCCGCCUCCUCGCCGUUCCUCCGCUGGUGUCGGUGUCGGUGUCGGUGUCAGCUGCUCUCGCUUUCGCCUUCCCUCCUGGGAGCCCAGCGCUGCCCCUGUGCGCCCGCCCGCUUGCUUCUUCACGCACUGUUGUCAUGGAGGAGCCAAGAUGGCGGCCCUGGCCUACAGCUUGGGCAAGCGGGAGAUCAACCACUACUUCAGCGUGAGGAGCGCCAAAGCGCUGGCGCUGGGCGCUGUUCUGCUGUUCGCCGCCUGCCACGCCGUCUCCCGUCGGUAUAAAGGCAAUGAUACUUGUGAAUAUCUUCUCUCUACUGGAAGAUUCCUUGGGGACAAAAUAUGGCAGCCUUAUAGCUGUAUGAUGCAUAGAUACAAACAGAGUGAAGCAAAAUCAUGCCUCAAACACAAAUAUAUUGCAUUUAUAGGCGAUUCUAGAAUUCGUCAACUAUUCUACUCAUUUGUAAAACUCAUAAACCCUCAAAUUAAGGAGGAAGGAAACAAGCAUGAAAACAUUCCUUUUGAAGACAAAUCAUCUUCACUUAAAGUGGAUUUUCUGUGGUAUCCAGAAGUCAAUGGUUCUAUGAAGCAAUGUAUCAAGUCUUGGACUGAAGGUUCUUCAUCAAAGCCUCAUAUAAUUAUAGCAGGAGCUGCUACGUGGUCUAUAAAAAUUCAUAAUGGCAGCAAUGAAGCACUCACACAGUACAGGAUCAAUAUCACAUCAAUUGCACCUCUUCUGGAAAAACUGGCAAAGAGCAGUGAUGUCUACUGGGUCUUACAAGAUCCAGUUGAUGAAGAUAUGUUGAGUGAAAGCAGGAAAAUGAUCACUAAUGAGAAAAUAGAUGCUUACAAUGAAGCAGCAGUCAGUAUUCUGAACAGCAGCUCAAAAAAUUCAAAAGCUAAAGUAAAAGUUUUCAGUGCAUCUAGACUGAUAGCAGAAGAAACUAUAAUUCAGUCAUCAGAUGGCUUACAUCUUCCUGAAUCAAGCAGAGAAACAAGUGCAAUGAUUCUGAUAAACAUCCACUGCAACAAGAUUGUGAAACCUAUUGAUGGCUCAUGCUGCCAACCUCAGCCUCCCAUCACUUUGAUACAAAAGCUAGCUUUUUGCUUUUUUGCUUCAUCUGUAAUUGGAUAUUUGAUUCUUGUUCUCAUUCGUCGCAACAAUAACCAGAAGAACAAGCCAUGCACUGAUAUGGAGAGUGGAGAAGAGAAAAAACCUGCCACUAAUUCUCCAACAGUUUCUACUCUAGAGAUACUUUUCCAGUCCUUAUGCAAACUUGGUUUGAUUAUGGGCUACUUCUACCUGUGUGAUAGAGCAAAUCUAUUCAUGAAAGAGAACAAGUUUUAUACUCAUUCAUCUUUUUUUAUACCAAUAAUUUAUAUCCUUGUGUUAGGAGUAUUUUACACUGAAAAUACUAAAGAGACCAAGGUGUUAAAUAGGGAGCAGACUGAUGAAUGGAAAGGAUGGAUGCAGCUUGUCAUUUUAAUCUAUCAUAUCUCUGGAGCAAGCACGUUCUUACCAGUGUACAUGCACAUCCGUGUUUUAGUUGCUGCAUAUCUAUUCCAAACAGGCUAUGGGCAUUUUUCAUACUUUUGGAUUAAAGGAGAUUUUGGUAUUUAUAGAGUGUGUCAGGUUUUAUUUCGACUGAACUUCCUGGUUGUGGUGCUGUGCAUUGUAAUGGAUCGGUCUUACCAGUUCUAUUACUUCGUUCCUCUAGUCACUUUCUGGUUUUUGGUCAUAUAUAUUACAUUAGCUCUGUGGCCUCAAAUUAUCUUGAAGAAAGCCAAUGGCAGUUUCUUCUGGCAUUCUGGCUUACUGACAAAAUUAGCAUUCCUGUUUGUCUGCAUAUAUUUUCUAGCAUAUUCUGAGGAUCUAUUUGAAAAGGUUUUUUCCAUAUGGCCAUUGUCCAAGUUUUUUGAACUAAAUGGGAGUGUCUAUGAAUGGUGGUUCAGGUGGAAAUUAGAUCGAUAUGUUGUUUUCCAUGGAAUGUUGUUUGCUUUUAUUUAUCUGACUUUUCAGAAACGGCAGGUCCUCUCAGAAGGAAAGGGAGAGCCACUCUUUCCUACCAAAGUUUCAAAUAUUUUUUUAUUUAUUUCAGUAGUGUUUUUUUUGACAUAUUCCAUCUGGGCAAGUAGCUGUAAAAACAAAACUGAAUGCAAUGAAAUGCAUCCUUCUGUUUCUGUUGUGCAGAUUUUAGCUUUCAUCAUAAUUAGGAACAUACCUGGCUAUGCUCGUUCUGUAUAUAGUUCAUUUUUUGCCUGGUUUGGCAGAAUUUCUCUUGAGCUCUUUAUCUGUCAGUACCACAUCUGGCUGGCAGCAGAUACAAAGGGAAUCUUGGUCCUUAUUCCAGGAACCCCCAUGCUCAAUAUUAUUGUCAGCACUUUUAUAUUUGUGUGUGUAGCUCAUGAAAUUUCCCAGAUCACAAAUGAUCUUGCACAGAUUGUUGUUCCAAAAGAUAAUGUAAUGCUGCUGAAAAGGCUAAUAUGGGUAUGUGUAUUUUUUUCCGGAUUUCUCUUUUUAUCAUCAUUUCGGAAACAGUGAAGACGUUAAUCUCCAGUAAAUCCUUAAAUCAUUGCUUGAGCUUCGUUUUAUACCUCCUGAAUCAAUAAAUGAAAAUCAGCUGGAAUCUGUGCCUCAACUUUGUUUCUGUUCCUGGGGAGCACAAGAAAGAUACACAUAUGAAGUGCACUGAACAUGUAUGUUACCUGAGGAUAAAAUCCAAUCAAGAAAAUAGAAAUGCAUUGUAUACAGCUGAAGAUGCAGAAGAAUGCAUUUUUCUACUGGAGGAUUAUUUCUGUUUACAAACCUUUCUAAAAUUAGUGUAAAAAUGGAGCAAAACGAGCUCAGCCAGAGGCAUUUAAAGACUUUCCUGGAAACAUUUCUUAAAUUGUUAAUAAUUAUCUACAUCCACUGUUUGGAAAAAAAAACUGCUUUUGUUGCAACUGAUUACAUAAUCCACCUCUUGAUGGCAUUUUAAAUUCCUGGAAUCACAUAGAGAAGCCAUUGAAGAGCAUAAAAGGCUGCAGUAGGUCUUAACAGAGUUCUGCAUAGAAUAUGUGAACAAAAUUGUAGUGAUUUAUUUUAAGCUUCUGGGUAUAUGUAUCAUAUCUGGAGAGCUUUUCAAGUACUGAGGGAUACAAAGUCACUGAAAUAUAACCUUAAUGUUUACAAACUGCAUUGCAUUACAUUUCAGUACAGUAGAUUUUCAGAUAUUUCUCUUAAGUUUCAUGAAUGAAUUCAGUUUGAGUAGUUUUAUUUUUAUUCUAUUUGUUUUUAUCAAUAUCUUCAAGUCUAUCUUACAAUAUUAGUUUCAAAAGUAUAUUGGAAGUCAAACAUUUCCUGUGAUUCCCCUCUAAAUUAUCCCUUCUGGCAUACUACUGUGGUUACAUUUCACUUCAGUUUUUCUUUCUUUUCGUGCCUGAAAAUAAUUUCAUUGGAACCAGAGACAACCUUGUCUCACACACUUCUGCAAGUCAGGCAUUUAUUUAGCUGUGAUUGUUCUGUGAUUUCUGUAACAAUUAUAUUUUGGCUUGGGAGAAAGUUUUUUUAACUCAAAAUUUGCAUGGACUGCAUGAGAAAUGAGGAGAAAAAUUACCGACCUCCUCAAAUAUAGAAUUUCAAAGUUAUUUUAACAAUCAUUGUUUUAAAAGGGCUGUGAAGACAUUGUAAUUUCUUUUUGAAACUAAUCAUGCAGAAGCCCAUGAAGAAUGGGUAGUUCAGGAAUAGCAUUAAGAGGCUUUAAAAUCUAAAAUGCUACAUUAUACAUAUGCCCUUCAAAUUUCAUUACUAUUUAGUUAUAUUCUCAUGAUAGUAUUUCUGUUCAUAUUCCUAAGCAUGCUGUGCAGAUGUGAAAUUUAUAGUAGUUGAAUUUGAAGGAAAUGGUGUGACUUUAUCUGAAGAAUUUAAGCGGAAUAUGCCAAUUCUGAAAUUUUAAUCCUGGCAUUUUGGAGUAUAGUACUGGGCAAUUUGUAGUCAGAAUAAGAUUGUAAGUAUUAACCAGCAUCCUAAAUUUGUGUGGAAUAUGCAGUUCUUGAUUCUACGAUGCAUAUGCACACUAAAAUUUCAUACUGAACUUUUAAAACCUAUCCGCCAAUGUGCUUUCUAGCAGUAUCGAUUUCAACGUUAAGUUUGGGGACUGGAGGUUUGUGGUGAAAUGGUGUGUGUAAUCUACGGUUGAAAAACUUUUUUUUAACCAUUGAAAAUAUUUUAAAGAGCAUUUUGAGUUGCUUGGGGAAGGUCACUUUGGCAAAGAAAUGUCUGCUUUUUAAAGACACCCCUGGGAGGUAUGUUUUCUCUAUGUUCAUUGGGGACCUAGCUUUGGGCAUCAGUUGCAGUGUGUCCCUACUAUGUCUGCAUGUUGCAUCCAGCUUUAGCACUUAAGAAUGAAUAGAAAGUAUUGUUUUCUAUGCCUAUGUGCAAUUAUAUGGCUUUUUAUUUAUUAGUAUGUUUUGAUGUAUGGAAUUAGGAACUCUUAAUUCCUGUUGUAAAAGAUUAUACUGAGUAAUAGGGAAGGAGAGGAGGAAAUCCCACUAAAUAAUAAUAAAUUUCAAAUUGCUUCAAUGUAAUGUUUACAUUACAUUAUCUUGCUUCUGUAAGUCCUUAUUUCAAAAGGUGUGAAAAGUACUACUUUGCCAUUAAUGAUUUGCAAUUUUUUCUUCAAUUUUGUUUAACAUGGAUGUAAUGGCUGGCAAAUCAGGGGUUGAAUGUACAAAUGAGAUCCACUGAGAAUUUUUGUUAAGGUGGGAGUCUUUUGUUAUGUUUAUAAAACAAGUAUUAUAGAUAUUUUAUUUAUCUGUUGUACAGAUUUGGUUAAAGAUUAUUUUUUAAGUUUGAGAUAUUGCACUUGUUUGUUAUAUAUUUUUAAAAGAAUAUAUUUUAAAGUUAUGUGAAAAAUAUGAAGUAAUUUAAGGUUUAAAUAAAUGUGCUGUGGGUGCUUAUUUUUGUACUAAGGGAGCAUCAGUUAAGUAAAAGGGUUAUGUGUGUGUGUGUCUUUCUUAAUAAAAUGUUUCUGAAAUCUGUUAAAAUGCUUGGCUUAUCCUCUCGCAUAAAGACAUGUGAGAAUACUACAACAUUGCCUGUACAAUUCUUAUGUAAAGUAUUGCAAAUAAAUUGUUAGAAAUUGA
Candoia aspera is the source of this 5534-nucleotide messenger RNA. It is a transcript of the gene CASD1, whose product is annotated as CAS1 domain containing 1. Gene Ontology annotation, molecular function: N-acetylneuraminate 9-O-acetyltransferase activity. Lineage: Eukaryota; Metazoa; Chordata; Lepidosauria; Squamata; Candoiidae. The transcript is spliced from 18 exons. Gene Ontology annotation, cellular component: Golgi membrane. Bases 565 to 2952 code for a protein of 795 amino acids. The record is from RefSeq and is a predicted model, not a curated record.